This is a messenger RNA of Haliotis rubra (blacklip abalone), 1752 nucleotides long. Its product is annotated as S-acyl fatty acid synthase thioesterase, medium chain-like. Lineage: Eukaryota; Metazoa; Mollusca; Gastropoda; Lepetellida; Haliotidae. The record is from RefSeq and is a predicted model, not a curated record. The coding region runs from base 443 to 1195 and encodes 250 amino acids. Gene Ontology annotation, biological process: lipid biosynthetic process. The transcript is spliced from 8 exons.
AGGUGGUGCCCUCUGGCAGUUGGGCCAGGCAAUAAAUAUGUUGACGCGAAACAUGAGUCGCUCUGGGUCAGUGCCCCUUUUUAACCAUUAGGCUCCCCCCAUCGCCCAGGUACAGCUGUUUCGGGUCAUAUAUAUUUGCCAACAGCACAUUUCACUAUUCUAGUGAUCAAAUAUUAAACACGAUAUGGUUGCCAAACUGUUAUUCGAGAGUUGGGAAAUAAAAAGAACCUAAUAAUAUAUUAUGAACCUUACCGGUUAAUAGUUAUGUUAAUAAUAUUGACUUUUGUGUUUUGUAUGCACCGGAUAUUGAAAAAAUAAAUAUGUUUUAAUUACACCUAGCCAAUAACUUUAAUGAAAUAUUCUGUGGUCUACGAGUUGCUCUCUGUUCAGUUGGAGGUAGUGACUGGCGUUGUGCGUUCUGGGAUACACGUCUGCAUCAAAGAUGGCUUCAGAGAGGCUGAUGAACUGUCGCUUCAAGAGACCCAAUGCCCACGUUAGGCUGAUCUGUCUACCCUGGGGAGGUGGGGGAUCAAUCUUCUAUGCCGGUUGGGGCAGAUUAAUGUCCGAAAAUAUAGAAGUGGUUGGCGUUACCCUCCCUGGUAGGGAGUCCCGAAUUGAUGAGAAAUGCUGUGAUGACCUUGAAAAAAUAAUCACAGACAUAAUGGAUACUAUAAAAAGCCGGUACAUGGAUAAGCCAUUCAUAUUGUUUGGACACAGCAUGGGCAGCCUGUUGGCAUAUGAGCUGGCAUGUCGACUAAAAUCCCAGACCGGACAGGAACCAAUGAAGAUGUACCUGUCUGGAAUAUCAGCACCACAUUCUCCCACGAGGCAGAGGUUAAACAUUGACCAUAACGCAACGGACCAACAGUUCAUCGAGGCGCUGGGUAGCUUAGGUGGAACACCCAAGGAAGUGCUGGAGAAUGAAGAAAUCAUGAAGUUAAUUUUACCAACUUUACGGUCAGAUAAUACAAUGUUAGACAAAUUUCACUUCACCCCCAGCGAUGGCCCACCACCUUUUACCUGUCCCAUUUCAUUCUUUGAUGGGAAAGACGAUGCCAAACACGACACAGAAGCUUGGAGACGUUUGACCACUGGACUAUUCACGCUGACCAUGAUGCCCGGUGGCCAUUUUUAUCUCCACGAUCCAAGCAAUAUGCGCAAUAUUAUCAAUCACAUCAACAGGGAUUUUGCAUGAGGAAACAGCGCGACAAGAGUUAUCUCCCUUACACCGCCAAACCGGACGUCGAGGUGACUUCAGAAAGAAGUGAGCCACCAAGCCACCGCUAUAAAGUGUCAGAAUGAAUUAACUGGCAAGAAGCAGAUAAAGGAUGUAUUCAUUACUUAACCGAGAGAGAUACUAAACCCUAUUAACCAUUAUAUGAGCAAACAGUGUUUUUCCAUGGUGUUUUCAAUCACGAAACUGUGCAGCCAAUAAUUGUUGUAACACUAAAUAUAAUUUACAAGUGAUCAAAUCAACAAUAACCGACGUUUGUUCCGCACAUAUUUACAACGUUAAAGCAGUCGUGGCGUAGCGUUGCCAUGGGAAUACUGACGGCCCAACAUGCCAGCACAGAUCACUGUUCAGCAUCAAACGACACAGCGUCAUUUAUUUUAUCACUUCUUUAAUAAAGUUACUCUGAGGAACGGUUUAUUUAUUGGUUUGGCAUUUACUGGUGUCGUUAUGACGGAAUGCUGAUAAGAUGUAAUGCCUUGAAAUGUGUGAUAUUGACAUUAAAGUCAUUUAUGGCAACC